This is a messenger RNA of Sceloporus undulatus (fence lizard), 2537 nucleotides long. Its product is annotated as protocadherin gamma-A6-like. Lineage: Eukaryota; Metazoa; Chordata; Lepidosauria; Squamata; Phrynosomatidae. Gene Ontology annotation, molecular function: calcium ion binding. The transcript has a single exon. Gene Ontology annotation, cellular component: plasma membrane. Gene Ontology annotation, biological process: homophilic cell-cell adhesion. The record is from RefSeq and is a predicted model, not a curated record. The coding region runs from base 90 to 2537 and encodes 815 amino acids.
GGUCUUAACAGAGGAAACUAUAAAUAUAUAUUUUCAAAUUGAAACCCCCAAGCUUUUGAGCCAGAACCAGUUGCAAGGGGAUAGGAGAAAUGCAAGAUCUGUGGAGCUGCAAAGGGAGAAUCUUCCUGCAAUGCUUCUUAAAUAUGCUUGUUUGGGAAACAGUUUCUGCACAGAUUCAUUAUUCAAUUUCUGAAGAGAUGCAGAAAGGCUCUUUUGUGGGGAACAUUGCAAAGGAUCUAGGAAUUGAUGGAAAUCGUCUUUCAGAUCGUGAACUCCGGAUUCUUACCAGGACAGGUAUGAUUCAGUAUUUUGCUUUGAACUACAACAAUGGCCAUUUACAAACCUCUGAGAGGAUAGAUAGAGAGGAAAUUUGUGGAAGGGCGGAGAAGUGCAUCUUGAAUUUUCAAGUUAUUGUUGAAAGUAAAAGGAAACUGUAUGGAAUUGAAGUGGAAGUUGCUGACAUCAAUGAUAAUGCUCCUCACUUUCCUCCAGGUGAGCAGGAAGUGAAAAUUAAUGAAAUAGCCAUUCAGGGGUCUCGGUUUCCUUUACCUGAAGCUCAUGAUCCAGAUUUGGGCACAAAUUCUAUACAGAGCUACCAACUCACACUCAGUAGUCAUUUUUCUCUAGAUGUGCAAAUAAGAGAAAAUGGUGCCAGGCGUGCUGAGCUGGUGUUGGAAAAACAUCUGGAUCGAGAGGAGCAAUCAGUUUAUAAUCUAAUCCUCACAGCUUUUGACGGAGGUGAUCCUACCAGGUCUGGCACAGCUCAAAUAAAAGUCACAGUUUUAGAUGCAAAUGACAAUGCUCCAGUUUUCAGCCAAACAGUCUAUAAAACAAGCCUUAAGGAAAAUAUUCCAAAGGGGUCUACAGUCUGUGCAAUCAGAGCAACAGAUCUUGAUGAAGGAAACAAUGGAGAGGUGAAAUACUCCUUCACAAAAACUGCCAAGAAGGUCUCACAGAUGUUUCUUUUAAAUUCAACAACUGGCAUAAUAACACUCAUUGGAAAUUUGGACUUUGAGACAUCAUCCUUUUAUGAAUUUGAGGUGCAAGCUGAAGACCAUGCAGGGCUAUUUGAUACAGCAAAAGUUGAAAUUAUAGUCACAGAUUUGAAUGACAAUGCUCCAGAACUAACAGUGACAUUUCUGAUCAAUACUAUCCAUGAGAAUACAUCAAUAGGAACAGUUAUUGCUAUUAUAAAUGUGGAAGAUCAAGAUUCAGGAAUUAAUGGUGAGGUCACAUGUUCAGUUCCCAGAAAUCUCCCCUUCCAGCUGAAAAAAACCAUAGAUAACUUCUACAACUUGGUAGCCAUCAGUGCUCUUGACAGAGAAUUGGUUGCAAUCUACAAUAUCACUAUAACAGUAACUGACCAUGGAACACCUCCUCUUUCUACAACUGCUAUAAUACCACUUCACAUUUUAGAUAUUAACGACAACCCACCUCAGUUUGUAGAAUCAGCCUACAUAACAUUUUUAAUGGAGAAUAACCAGCGAGGAGCCUCCAUCUUUUCUGUAAGAGCAAAUGAUCCAGACUGGGAAGAGAAUGCCAGGCUUACAUACUCCAUUACUGAAGAAAAUGUUUAUGAUUCCUCACUUUCCUCUUAUCUGUCCAUUAAUUCUGAGACUGGGGUUGUCUAUGCUUUGAGCUCCUUUGAUUAUGAAGAGAUCCGGGAGAUUCAGUUCUGGGUCAAGGCCCAGGAUGGGGGCUCCCCACCACUCAGUUCUAAUGUCUCAGUGACUCUUUUCAUCCUGGACCAGAAUGACAAUGCUCCAGAAAUCCUCUACCCCUCCCCUCCGACUGAUGGCUCCACUGGGAUAGAGCUGGCCCCUCGCUCUUCUGAACCAGGAUACCUGGUCACUAAGGUGGUGGCAGUUGAUGCGGAUUCCGGCCAGAAUGCCUGGCUCUCCUACCAACUGACCAAGGCUACAGAACCAGGGCUCUUCACUCUGGGACUCCACACUGGAGAGAUCAGAUCAGCCCGGUUCUUCCUAGAAAAAGAUGCCCUCAAGCAAAGCCUAGUGGUCUUAGUGAAGGACAAUGGGCAGCCCCCUCUCUCUGCCUCUGUCACAGUCACUGUGGUGCUGGCCGACAGUAUUCCUGAAAUGCUGUCAGAUCUCAGCAGCAUCUCAGCUCCUAUAGACCACCCGUCAGACCUAACCUUCUACUUGGUAGUUGCAGUGGCUUUUGUCUCCUGCUUGUUCUUGACCUUCCUUCUUGUGCUAUUGGCCAUCAAGUUGUACAGAUGGAGAAAUUCUCAGCUGUGUGAAACUGGAAGUGUGAAUUUCAGUGGUGUUCCAGUAUCACAGUUUGUAGGGAUUGAUGGUGUCCGGGCAUUUCUUCAGUCUUAUUGCCAUGAGGUUUCUUUGACUUCGGGUUCUCGCAGAAGCCAGAUUCUUUUUCCAAUUGGAAGCUGCACAAAUACGCUGACACCACAACAGGCUCCCAGUAAACCAGAUCCUUUGUUAACAACAGAUGAGUCAAAUAACUUUAAGGAGGAUGCAGCUGUCAGUCAGGUGAGCAUGUACAUUUCUGUUUUAUUUUAA